This is a messenger RNA of Puccinia graminis f. sp. tritici CRL 75-36-700-3, 2739 nucleotides long. RefSeq lists its product as uncharacterized. Gene Ontology annotation, biological process: glycoprotein catabolic process. The record is from RefSeq and is a predicted model, not a curated record. Lineage: Eukaryota; Fungi; Basidiomycota; Pucciniomycetes; Pucciniales; Pucciniaceae. The coding region runs from base 1 to 2739 and encodes 912 amino acids. The transcript is spliced from 20 exons. Gene Ontology annotation, molecular function: beta-mannosidase activity.
AUGGGUUUAGAUACUUAUUGUGAGGUCCACCUUGGCGGCCAGAAAGUCGGAUCAACUGAUAACGCUUUCAGGAGCUGGGUUCUUGAUGUGACUGAUAUUGUCGAAGAACAUCGGAACAGAUCGAUUCCUCUGACGCUCAGGUUUGCUUCGGCAUGGGAUACUGCCAGUCGUCUAGCUAAUCAGCCAAACCACACUUGGUUUCCAUCAGGAUCGUCCGGUAGCAAUGGUAGAAGACGCGCUACAACUAUCCUCCGGUAUGAGUACAGCUACCGCAAUUGGGUUCGAAAGCAGCAAUCGGAUUUUGGAUGGGAUUGGGGUCCAGCUUAUCUUCCUUCUGGCCCCACUCAGCCUGCUUACUUGAUCGGUCUGACCACUCCCGAAGAUCAAGGGAUCAAAGAAACAAAUUUGGAGCCCGUUGAGCCAGAGCCUGCUACGCCACAGGACAUCCAUAGUCAUCACCACCAUCAUACGGGGUUGACAAUUCAGAAGAGGAAAAAGAGACCGAAGAAUUCCGCUGUCCAUGACACCGUUGACGAUUCGCCGCCGUUUGUAUGGGUGCAUAGGUCUCUAAUAGACAUCUAUCGGCAAGGACAACGAAACAACCUCCCCCCAAACCAAAGUGCACCAUGGAUAGUAAACAUCACCCUCCCAAUUACUUCCCCAGAACCUCUUUCAGACAUCAAGCCCACCUUGGUCGCUAGUUUUCCUGGAACGUCAAUACAACUUCCCGCGAAACAGCUCACUCUUCUAGAACCUGCUGAAUACCGCAAUUUAGGCCCAAAUUCCUUUUGGACGACCGAGUUCCUCAUCCAACCUGAAGAUGUCGAGCUUUGGUACCCUAGUACUCUGGGCAACCCAAAGCUUUAUGAUUUGAAGUUGACCUUGGAAUUCCCUAGUCAACAUGCGAGAUCGCGAAAAGAAAGCACUCCUAUGAACCCGUUGACCUGGUACGAACGAGUGGGAUUUCGAACUAUCAUUGUUGACCAAAGUCGAUACACGGACCGAGAAGUUUCUCAGGGAAUCCAACCUGGAACCCGAUUUACCUUCGAAAUCAACGGAAAGCCGUUUUAUGUACAAGGCUCAAGUAUGAUCCCAAUCGACAACUUUGCAGCUCGAGUAAAUUCUACCACCAUCCGCUGGCUCGUUGAAUCUUCUUUGCUAGCACACCAAAAUGUCAUUAGAGUUUGGGGAGGUGGUGCUUAUCAGUCAGAUGAAUUUUAUGAUAUUUGUGACGAGCUUGGUAUUUUAGUUUGGUCUGAAGCAGUCUUUGCUUGUGGAGCCUAUCCUGUUUCCCCGGAAUCCUUCCUGGACAAUAUCCGUGCGGAAGUUGCUGAAAACGUUGCUCGCCUGAGUCGUCAUCCCAGCACUGCCCUUUGGGCUGGGAACAACGAAGAAAAAGGAUACUUGAUGGAUGUCAGGAACACUUGGCCGAAUGGGUCCAUUUAUUUCGAUCAAUAUGACUACCUGAACAAUCACGUAAUACGGGAUCUUGUUCUUGAGAACACUCGCUCCGCAUCUUACAUCCCAUCUUCAACUACACAAGGAUACCUUUCGCUUGAUCCCUAUACCUCUAGGUAUGAUGCUUUUACCAAAGGGGAAUUGUAUGGCGACCAGGAGCAUUAUAACUAUGACACCUCAGCCAGCUUCAAUAUUUCUUCUUAUCCUGUGGCUAGAUUUGUCAAUGAGUUUGGAUUUCACUCGCUAUCAUCAAUCUACACCUUGGACCGUGUUCUUGAUUCACCAGAGGCUUACAAUUUCAAUUCAUCUGUGAUGCGUGCUCACAACAAACAUCCACCUGCUGGGUCUCUCGCAUAUCCUUUCCCAGUAGAUGGCGGUCAGAAUGAACUUACGACAGGGGUGACAAGACAUUAUCCAACUCCCAACAUUACCGGUGAUGCGCGUGCUCUUUUAGCACAAUGGGCCUAUUCCACUCAAGUCUUCCAAGCCGCUUUCAUGGCGUCACAAAUCAGUUACUAUCGACUAGGCGCUAGUCGAAGAGAGAAAAACAUGGGCGCGGUUUAUUGGCAAUUAAACGAUGUAUGGGAGUGCACUAGCUGGUCAUCGAUUGAAUAUACCGGCCGAUGGAAAAUCUUUCACUAUCUUGCAGAGCGUGUUCAAAGCCAUGUGAUCAUCUCGCCAAUAUACCACGUGACGACACAGACUCUCGAUAUUUAUGUUACUUCUGACCUCUGGGAAAUUGCUCAAGGCGAAGCGCAACUGAAUUGGUACGAUUUUGCCGGCAAUCACCUCUCAAGUGCCACGCAAGAGUUUUCUGUUGGUCCUCUUAACUCCAAACAUCUACUACGAUCAUCUGGCCUAUCCGAAAUCGUCCCCAAGGGCCAUCCAGCCAAUGAUGCAUGGCUCCACCUUACUCUGAAAACUCACGACGGAAAGCAUACAAAUGAGCAGUUCUUUCAUCCUGUCAAGCUGAAAGAUUGCCUGCUCAGACCCACAAAGGUUUUAAGUCGUCCCAUCGGACAUAAUCAGAUAUCCUUAGAAGUUGCUCAUGGCGGGGUUGCGGCUUGGGUGAACGUUGAACAUCCGCCAGGAGUCCGAGGUUAUUUCAAAGACAUGAAGACCAAACAAGCCUCCAAUGCAAUAUUCCUUCGACCGAAUGAAACACGAGAUUUGGAGUUCGUCUUGAACAGCUACGAUCAUCAAGAUCUAACACGAAAUUUAGAAUCAAAGAUGGUAGUCCGCACCAUGUGGGAUAACCAGCAUCCAUCUAGUAAACUGUAA